AUGUGGAAACAGAUUCUAAGUAAGCUUCCUAAAAAGUCUUCUAAGCACGAACAUCGUGGGCGUGAACACGGUGGUGGUGGCCACCAUUCUUCAUCUCAUGCUUCCAGUGCUUCUACUUCAAAAGGCAGUGAUAAUGGCGGUGGGAAAUCGGGGAAUUCACAGACUAAGAACCCUUUCGUAGGCGGGAAAUCCGCUGCUGCGGCUUCUGACUCGGGUUUUAAAGAUGGGAAUCUAAAGAACAGUGGGAACAAUAAUGGGGUCUUCACUCCUUAUGAAGCAUUGCCGAGUUUUAAAGAUGUUCCAAACACGGAGAAACAGAACUUGUUCAUUAAAAAGUUGAAUUUGUGUCGUGUAGUGUUUGAUUUCACGGAUCCUACGAAGAACAUCAAGGAAAAAGAGAUUAAGAGACAGACAUUGUUGGAGCUUGUGGACUAUGUGACUUCUGCCAGUGGGAAGUUUAGCGAAGUGGGUAUUCAAGAAGUCGUUCGGAUGGUCUCUGCUAAUAUAUUCAGAACACUAAAUCCUCAACCACGUGAAAAUAAAGUUAUUGAUGCCUUAGAUCUGGAGGAGGAAGAGCCUUCGAUGGAUCUUGCGUGGCCUCAUUUGCAGCUUGUGUACGAGCUUUUCUUGAGGUUUGUUGCUUCCCCUGAGACUGACACCAAGUUGGCGAAGAGAUACAUAGACCAAUCUUUUGUACUACGGUUACUGGAUUUAUUUGAUUCUGAGGAUCCUAGAGAAAGAGAUUGUCUGAAAACCAUUCUCCAUCGGAUCUAUGGUAAAUUUAUGGUUCACCGUCCCUUCAUCAGGAAAUCCAUAAAUAAUAUCUUCUAUCGGUUUGUUUUUGAGACAGAGAAACAUAACGGGAUUGCUGAGUUUCUAGAAAUCUUGGGAAGUAUCAUCAAUGGAUUUGCUCUUCCCUUAAAAGACGAGCACAAAGUGUUUCUCGUCCGAGUUUUGAUACCUCUCCACAAACCGAAAUGCUUGCAAAUGUAUCAUCAGCAAUUGUCUUAUUGUAUUACCCAGUUUGUGGAAAAGGAUUGCAAACUUGCUGACACGGUUAUAAGAGGAUUGUUGAAAUACUGGCCCGUGACAAAUAGUUCCAAAGAAGUCAUGUUUCUGAACGAGUUGGAGGAAGUACUCGAAGCAACCCAGCCACCAGAAUUCCAACGGUGCAUGGUACCACUGUUUCGCCAAAUAGCUAGAUGUUUGAACAGUCUGCAUUUUCAGGUUGCAGAGAGAGCUUUAUUCUUAUGGAACAACAAUCACAUUGAGAAUCUGAUAAUGCAGAACCGUAAAGUUAUCCUUCCAAUUAUAUUCCCUGCGUUGGAGAGAAACGCGCAGAAUCAUUGGAACCAAGCUGUUCAUAGCUUGACGCUAAACGUGCGAAAGAUAUUUCACGACCUUGACCCUGAGUUGUUCAAAGAAUGCCUUGCUAAGUUCAAGGAAGAUGAAUCAAAAGUAGCUCAAACCGAAGCAAAACGCGAAGCCACUUGGAAACGUUUGGAAGAACUCGGGGUGCGUAAGGCUUCAUAA
Arabis nemorensis is the source of this 1533-nucleotide messenger RNA. Lineage: Eukaryota; Viridiplantae; Streptophyta; Magnoliopsida; Brassicales; Brassicaceae. The record is from the annotation of a GenBank genome assembly.